UGGCAUUGUGGUUGCCUAGUAACUAGGGCACGCGCAGCUGAAGCCUUUACCUCCGUGCUGCGGGAGUUUUAAACUCGACAGCGAUUGUAUUCCAACUAAUUUUUUAAAAAAAUUGUUGUUUGUAAUCUUUAAAAUAACACAGGGUUAAUACCACAUCUUUUAAACAGUUUCUUGCACAGAACUAACUUCGGACACGACUGCCGGGCAGCUCCGCAUUUCUCUUCGGCAGGCGACUUCGAGGCCCAUGGCACAUACGCGCAUUUCGAACAAGAUGCCUCCUCACAUCGAGCCGGCCAGGGCACCGAUAGCUUUCGGGAGGCGGGCCAUCCCAAAACUCAACGAAGAGCUGGCCAGUGAGGACUUGGUAACCAGGCAGUGUGCCCUGACUUCUCUGUGCGACCUGGUGCACGACCCGGAGAGGGCAUACGAGACCAUUGAGACAGGAUGUCUGGAAAACUUGAAACGUCUCCUGAGAGAUGAAGACAGCGUUGUUCGCCGCAAAACCACAGAGGUGCUUUACGAGCUGUCGGUGCACAAUGUUGGCAGAGAUGCCUUUCUGCAAAAUGAAGUCAUCCUUUCUCUGGCAGAGUUACUUGAUGAACCAGUAGCUAUCUGUCGUGUGAAUAUGCAUAAGACAUUGGAAAUGCUGUCUGAAUUUACACCAGGUGCAGCUGGGAUUGUUGAUGCUGGCCUUGUUCCUCAGCUGGUUUUGAAGUUGCCAUCAGAGCUGGUGGAAAUUCAGGAGAUCAUUUUGGACACCUUACACUUCUGCCUGAGGGUGAAUGUCUCGCAAGCCCUGGCCAGUGGUGCCAUCAGCAUUCUGAAGGAGAAGCUCUUGCACGACUCUGUCGCCAUUCGCAGCAAGGCAGCCCAAGCAUUAAUGGGGAUCUGUGUUCCUUUGGAGGGCAAAAAUGAGGUGUGUAAGCAGAACAUCAUUCCUAUCCUGGUUCGGCUCCUAAAAGACAAGCACCCAGAGGUGGCAGCCAAAGCUGCAGGCUCUUUGAUGAUUGCCACCAUCACAACACAAGGGAAGUAUGCAGCCUUGAAAGCAACAGCUAUCCCACCAUUGCUGCAGCUGGUUUCCAGUCCUGUUACUGAGGUCAGUCUCAAUGCCAUUAAAGCCAUCACCACGCUGGCAGAAGCCCCCGAGGGCCGCCGGGAGCUGCUGAAGCACGUCACUGUUCUGGAAAGCAAGCAGAAUCACUCCAGCGAGAUCAUCAGAAGGGCAGCAGGCACAGCUGUUCGGGUCAUAACAUGGAAGCCAUAAUUACUUUUAUAUUUUACUAGAGCGCCGUUGGGUUGUUUGGUACUUAAAGUACUUUAGGUCUGUCCUUGUGCUCAUCCUUUUAAUUUGGUAUUUGGUACACUGUAAUGAAUCAAACAUGGGACUCGAACAGGUGCUUGAACAUGUAUCUUCUAUACAACUGCUUGGGAUAAAUAAAGUACUAUCUAUUCUA
Messenger RNA from Polypterus senegalus (gray bichir), 1457 nucleotides. RefSeq names its product radial spoke head 14 homolog (gene rsph14). The record is from RefSeq and is a predicted model, not a curated record. Gene Ontology annotation, molecular function: protein binding. Bases 245 to 1267 code for a protein of 340 amino acids. NCBI's taxonomy places the organism in Eukaryota, Metazoa, Chordata, Cladistia, Polypteriformes, Polypteridae. The transcript has 6 exons.